UGAAACGGAAGUCAGCUCCUUUGUCUUCCAUUAAAUGCUAAACUAAAUGAGAAGCAUAUGACUUUGCUUGUCUUUAUUGCAUGAAACUGUAGUUGGUCCAGUUAAAGCUUUGAACGAUAAGAGCAACUAUAUUAACAUAUUAAGUUGAAUAUUUUCCAAUAUAUUAGUCGAGCAGGACUGAUUUAUCAUUUUGCAUUCAAGACUGCAUGCUGACCCAGCCUUAUUUACCCCACGGAAGGUGCUUUUAAAGUUUGACAGUUUUUGUAGUAGUAUCAUUUCAGACUGCUGAAAAUAAUCUCACUCUUGUCUAGCCAUUUGGAAUUAAUGAAGAGAAAACCAUAUUGAAACAGUCACACAAGAGAUCUCAAUCAGCGAAAACGUCACAAAGAAAUCAUUCUGCUUAGUCCUUCCAGCUCAAUACAAGCCUCAGCCUCUCAAAAUGAAGACUUUGCAGAAAUUUGGUCUCUUCUUUUAUUUUUUGUUGCCCUUGGUGAAGUUGGCACCACCUAAACAACACUCAGCCACAUUUUAUGACCCUGGUUUGGCCACUCUUGAAGAGACAAUAUUUAAGCAAAGUUAUGAAGACAUAAUAUUUAAGGAGGAUUAUGAAGACAAGCCACAGGAUGCAGUAAAAAAUCAGGAAAGCAAUGAUAUGCUCCUUUUCCACGAAAAUGAACUGCAAAUGCAGAGAGAUGAAGAGAUACUUAGUGAGGGAUCAACAAAUUUAACAGAUUUGGCUACUUGUCUGCUGUGUGUUUGUUUAAGUGGUUCAGUUUACUGUGAAGAAACAGAUAUGGAAAGUGUUCCAGCUCUGCCAAAAGAAACUGGCUAUCUUUAUGCACGUUUCAACAAAAUCAAGAAGCUGAAAGUAUCUGAUUUUGCUGAAAUUCCCACACUGAAAAGAAUAGAUUUGACUGGAAAUAUGAUACAAGAUAUUGAAGAUGGGACCUUUGCAAAACUAGUAUUAUUAGAAGAACUUUCACUUGCUGAUAAUAGACUUGCCAAGCUUCCAACUUUGCCUCCAAAGCUAACUUCACUGAAAGCAAACAAUAACUUUAUUAAAAGCAGAGGAAUUAAAGCAAACGCUUUCAAGAAGCUGACCAACUUGUCAUUUCUUGACCUAGGACACAAUUUACUCGAGUCUGUCCCACUUAACUUGCCAGAGAGCCUGCGUACUCUGAAUCUUCAGUUCAACAACAUAACCAGCAUCACAGAUGAAACAUUCUGCAAAGGGAACAAUCAGACCCGUUACGUUCGGCAACGCAUGGAUAUCAUAAGAAUGGAUGGCAACCCAGUCAUCUUGGGAAAGUACCCCAAUGCUUUUAUGUGCCUGAGAACCUUGCCUAUAGGCACAUACUUUUAAUUAUUAACAAAACUGAAAAUGGUAAAAAGUAGGUAAAGAUUACCAUUUUAUCACGGUUUCAAUUUGUCUUUCCAUGUUAAUAUCUUCACAUAUGUAUAUUCAACACUUUUAGCCGUUAUAACUUCUACCUUAACUUGGUGAAAUUGCACCUUCUGAUUUAAUAAGCCUGAGCCUUUUUUAUUUCUAGAACUUAGACUCAAAUAUAAAACCAGUAACGUAUUCUUUUUUUAAGGGAACCAAUCUACAGGCAAUGCCCCAUCUAUGUGCAUUCAAUAUGUGCAGGACCAUGUAAAUGCACAUCACGCUGAACCCGAAAGUGGCCCAAAAAAUCACAAAAAGGGGCAGAACGGGGAAACGGUGGGGAACAGGGUGUUUGCAGGCUUUUGUUUUCAACUGUUUUUUCAAAUAUGCACUAUUUCACUGACACAUGCAGUACCUCGGAACGUAACCCCCACAUAAAUGGGGGGUUGCCUGUAUUUCAAAAGAAUAAAUAUUUUUCUUAAAAUGCUUUAACACUGUGUGGAGAAUAAUCAGCUGAUGUAGAGAGAAUGGGUAGCAUUCUCAUGUGACCAGUCUAAUGUGUUUUAUAUAGGAAACACAUAAUGCACAACAUGGGAGAAAUGAGACAGACUUUGCUGAAGCAGAAUAAACUUUUGUUAUUUUCUAGCAAACAUAAAGUAGCUGGAUUUAAGACACCAGUUUUUUGUCUAAUGGCAAAGUAGGACACAAUAUAUUGGGGAUAAAAUGGAGGCAACAAACAGCUUUUCAUCUUUAAUCAGUAACAGACCUACAAAAAGAUUUGAGGAAGUUUCCCAUUGUUUAAAGUUGGCAACUUCGUAGUUUGCUUUUCCACUCACAGAAACGGAAGUGAGAAGAGAAAGCAAAGGGUCUGUGUAAAGGUGCAUGAACCACAUACAAAUCCUAGAUUAUUAAGCCAGGAUUUCAUCAUGUGAAUGAGACCAGUCAGAUUGAGUUGUUUAGAUUUCUGAAGCAGAAAUAGUCAGCACCUGAAACUCAUGCUUGGCAAUAUUAAUAUUGCUUAAAAGAUACCAUGCAACAUAGUCUCUGCAUUGAACACUGUUACCAAAAAACAAUUACUAAUUAUCUGAAAAACCCUGAAGAAUAUUAAUAACUGAACAAUUCAUACUGCACCUUAUUGACACUCUUUAAGCUGUCAAUGUACUUAGAAGGGAAAUGCAUCCAUUUUGGUAAUAUUAAGUACAGUCCUAUACAAUUCAAAUAGGUAUUUAAAGACAACCACAAUCUUAUGCACAAUUCUAAGUUAGUCCUAUUGAGCUCUGUGGAACUUGAUUCUACCCAAUCAUGCAUAGUACUUUGCAGUAAGAAUAAGCAAUAACUGUGAAUUUUUAUUGUAUUUAAUAUAUCACUCUCCUCAAGCCACCACAUGACUAUUUUUAGAUUGUGGCAUCUGUGUUGUGAUCAGCCAGAGUUUAAACCCUUAUCUCAAAACAGAAGUCAUUUGGGCUGGUUUGAAUAUAAUUGUCCAACUUUGUGCAUGUCAGCUGAAGACUUCUUCAGAAGUAGGUUCUUUAUCAGUAAAUUCUGCAUUCUCUUUUUUUCAUACCAGAUAUGUUCUUUUCUGAUUUAAUUAUUCACUAGUAUUGAAGAUUUUUACAGCUAUUAAGCUCUGCUCUAGCUAUUCUGCUUUAAUUGUACUAUGUAUCCAAUCUCAUUUACAUGGCAAAAUCUUUAGAGAUUACUGUUUGUUUUUAGUUUGUGUGUGUUACCUAUUGACUAAA
Molecule: messenger RNA, 3123 nt
Organism: Podarcis raffonei (Aeolian wall lizard)
Lineage: Eukaryota; Metazoa; Chordata; Lepidosauria; Squamata; Lacertidae
Gene: OGN
Product: osteoglycin
Exons: 7
Coding region: 440-1363 (307 amino acids)
Molecular function (GO): protein binding
Source: RefSeq, a predicted model, not a curated record